AUGCUCAACACUUUGUUACACAAUCCAAAUGUGAAGGAUCGACCGACCCUGGAACGAUACCAAAGCAUGAACAAGGAGCUGUUGGAAGCUGGGUCAGUCAGCACAGCAACUCUGGCGCAGAUAUUUGACUCAAUUCGAUCUCGAGAGUUUCAAAUAACCCAUGUGACGAUGCGGCGCGUCUCGAUAACAUAUUUCUGCAUCCUGAUCGGAAGGCUGGUUGUGUUCGUCCUCAGUGAUUCGUGCCUGUAUUAUUUUGAUCAAACCACAGACAAGGAACCUCGUGGUAUUAUUCCUUUACAAAACGUGGGUGUACGACGAGUAGAGUCAGCUUCUCGCCCAUUCAUGUUU
This is a messenger RNA of Cooperia oncophora, 348 nucleotides long. NCBI's taxonomy places the organism in Eukaryota, Metazoa, Nematoda, Chromadorea, Rhabditida, Trichostrongylidae. The record is from the annotation of a GenBank genome assembly.